AUGGAGGAACCAUCUCUGCCGUGGCUGCUGGCCUCUCUGACUGCGAGUCCCAGCAGCUCUCAGCUGUUCAGAGGAAACUCUGUCUCUCUGAGCUGUGAGGACGGCGGCGGCGCUGCUGGAUGGACGCUGAAGAGGAACUCAAGUGAAGGAGGACGGUCUCAGUGUGGAACUUACUGGGGAAGACCAGAGGGCUCCACCUGUCACAUCAGCUUCAUCCUCACAUCGGACAGCGGAGUGUACUGGUGCGAGUCCAGCGACGGAGAAACCAGUAACACCGUCAACAUCACCGUCACCGGUGGACCGGUGAUCCUGCAGAGUCCAGUCCUCCCUGUGAUGGAGGGGGACAACGUCACUCUGCACUGUGGAACCAGGACCCCUCCCUCCGACCUGCCAGCUGCUUUCUACAAAGACGGCUCCCUCAUCAGGACUGAGCCUACAGGUCACAUGACCAUCCGUCACGUCUCCAGGGCUGACGAAGGCCUCUACAGGUGUGACAUCAGCGGUCAGGGAGCGUCUCCGCCCAGCUGGAUCUCUGUCACAGGGGAACCUACAACCUCAGCCACGCCCACCUCUGCAGCCCCGCCCCCUCCCUCAGCCCAGCUCCACCUGAUGUUCUCACUGGUCUGCCACCUGAUGGUGAUCUGUCUUUACUGCAUCUCCACCGUCCUCAUGGUGUCUUUAUAUCGACACAGGCCCGCAGCUUGGACUGCAGGAAAUUAUGUGCCUGUCUCCAUAGUGAUGACCCCGCCCACCCAGGCUGAGCAGCGACUGGAUGAGGACCACGCUGAUGUCAUCACUGCCGUCACUACAGAAUAUCACUUCUGAGCUGAUCCGGUGCGUUCGAUGUCUUCUCGUUCUUAAAGGAAGCUGAAGUGUUCGAGUCAUCAGCUGAUAAACCAUCACAAACCUCAGAGGACCCAGAACGCUUCCCUGAGGGACUCCUCCUGUUGGAGGUGAUGUUGAAGUCAGACUUCAGCUGCAGCGACAGGCUCAGCUCUGACCUGAUACUGAGAGCAGCUCUGAGAGAGCAGGGAUCAGGUUUAGUGAAGCCUGAUCACGCUGACUCAGCUGGACUGGAUACAGGGCUCCUGGACAAACGGACAGAACUGGCGACAUGUUUUUGGUCCAAAUGAAACUGAUCGUUAUAAAGUUCUGGUCUGAGUUGUUGUUGUUGUACAUGUUUGUUUGGUUAAAAUGUUUUAGAACAUG
This is a messenger RNA of Micropterus dolomieu (smallmouth bass), 1209 nucleotides long. Its product is annotated as sialoadhesin-like. NCBI's taxonomy places the organism in Eukaryota, Metazoa, Chordata, Actinopteri, Centrarchiformes, Centrarchidae. Bases 1 to 825 code for a protein of 274 amino acids. The transcript has 5 exons. The record is from RefSeq and is a predicted model, not a curated record. Gene Ontology annotation, molecular function: transmembrane signaling receptor activity. Gene Ontology annotation, biological process: cell surface receptor signaling pathway.